CUCUGGGUUAAACGGGGUUAGACUCGGGACGGAAACUUUUUGUUUUUGAUUUGAAAAUUGUUUAUCUUGUAUUUAUGUGGUGAAGAACGCAUGCAAUGAAAAAUGCAACACUAGCCUUGAAAAGCCUGCAUGUGGGUGUGGCCCUGACAUCAUGCCCUGGACAACUGAAACCGGUAACAUGUGAAUUUAGGGUCAGAAUCCGAUGCUCCUCCAAUGUUGGUGUUUCUAGGCAACAAGUUCUGGAGAAAUUGGACAAGGAGCUAGCAAAGGGAGAUGAUAGAGCUGCGCUCGCACUUGUCAAGGAUUUGCAGGGUAAGCCUGAUGGCCUUCGGUGUUUUGGUGCAGCCAGACAGGUGCCUCAAAGGCUUUACACCUUGGAUGAAUUGAGGCUUAAUGGGAUUGAAACUUUGUCUCUUCUUUCGCCCGUGGACACAACUCUUGGUUCAAUUGAGAGAAACCUCCAGAUUGCUGCUAUUGUAGGAGGCCUUGCUGCAUGGAAUGCCUUUGCUAUUUCCCCACAGCAAAUCUUCUAUAUUUCACUUGGGUUGCUCUUUCUAUGGACAUUGGACGCGGUCUCUUUUGGUGGAGGUAUUGGUGGCUUGGUUGUUGAUACAAUUGGUCACAGCUUCAGUCAAAAAUACCACAAUAGGGUUAUUCAACAUGAAGCUGGUCACUUUUUAAUUGCCUAUCUGGUAGGAAUACUUCCUAGAGGAUAUACUAUUUCUAGUUUGGAUGCUCUGCAGAAGGUGGGAUCUCUGAAUAUUCAAGCGGGCACAGCCUUUGUAGAUUUUGAGUUUCAAGAAGAAGUUAAUUCUGGAAAAGUAUCAGCUACAACAUUGAACAAAUUUUCAUGUAUAGCAUUGGCUGGGGUGUCUACUGAAUAUCUUAUAUAUGGAUUUUCUGAAGGAGGUCUGGAUGACAUAAGAAAGUUGGAUUUAUUGCUCAAGGGCCUAGGCUUCACACAGAAGAAGACAGAUUCUCAGGUUAGAUGGUCUUUGCUAAACACGGUCUUGCUCUUGCGGAGGCAUGAAGCAGCUCGAGGGAAGGUUGCCGAGGCCUUAUCAAUGGGAAAAUCUGUAGGAUCCUGCAUUGACAUUAUAGAGAAUUCUAUCGAUGUUUCAGAUCUCUAACUGAAGCUUUGACCCCCUUGAUUAUUCCCUUCUGUUACUCUAAACUCUGCUCUCAGAUAUGUUGAUUAAUAUUUCCAUAAAUUUUCAUAUGGUAUUAUUACCUUGCUCAUAAAUUUUCAUAUGAUUAUACCGUAUUGUUGUACAGUGGAAAGAAGUAAUUCAAUAUAGUUUCUUGGUUCUUUUGGCUAGCA
Molecule: messenger RNA, 1321 nt
Organism: Glycine soja
Lineage: Eukaryota; Viridiplantae; Streptophyta; Magnoliopsida; Fabales; Fabaceae
Exons: 8
Coding region: 96-1130 (344 amino acids)
Biological process (GO): proteolysis
Molecular function (GO): ATP-dependent peptidase activity; ATP binding; metalloendopeptidase activity
Source: RefSeq, a predicted model, not a curated record